Messenger RNA from Dipodomys spectabilis (banner-tailed kangaroo rat), 3756 nucleotides. It is a transcript of the gene Ccdc120, whose product is annotated as coiled-coil domain containing 120. The transcript is spliced from 10 exons. Bases 295 to 2184 code for a protein of 629 amino acids. Lineage: Eukaryota; Metazoa; Chordata; Mammalia; Rodentia; Heteromyidae. The record is from RefSeq and is a predicted model, not a curated record.
ACGGUCGCGCGGCAGAUCGCGGCCCACUGGCAGGGCGCAGAAGGGGAUUAGAUACACGCCCGGGAACGAGCAGGGCGAAGCAAGGAGGGGCGCGCCCACUAUCUUUUGCUGGCCUAUCUCGAACCUGCCUGCACCUCGGUGCAAGGACCUCGGCAAGAUUCCUGGCUGUGGCCCAUGGGCCUCUGAAGAGGCGUUGUAAGUCCGCCCAGCUUCCCACUUGCUGUGUUCCCACUCAAUGGGAAGGGAACCAAGGCCUUGUCAAGCCAUCAGCCACGGCAUCCUGACAACACCAGGAUGGAAGUCAAAGGUCAGCUGAUCAGCUCUCCUACCUUCAAUACCCCAGCUGCCCUGUUUGGAGAGGCUGCUCCCCAGGUGAAAUCAGAGCGUCUGCGGGGGCUGCUUGAUCGUCAGCGGGCCCUGCAAGAGGCACUAAACCUGAAACUUCAGGAGCUCCGGAAAGUGUGUCUCCAGGAAGCGGAGCUGACUGGCCAACUGCCCCCUGAGUGCCCACUGGAACCUGGUGAACGACCUCAGUUGGUACGUCGGCGGCCCCCUGCAGCACGAGCUUACCCUCCACCACAUCCCAGCCUGGCACACCACUCCUUGUGCCCUGCUGAGGAGCUGGCUCUUGAGGCUCUGGAGCGUGAGGUGUCCGUACAACAGCAGAUCGCUGCUGCUGCCCGCCGCCUGGCCCUCGCCCCUGAACUGAGUGCUGAGCAGAGGCGGCGACGACGCCAGGUACAGGCAGAUGCACUUCGGAGGCUGCAUGAACUGGAGGAACAGCUUGGGGACCUCCGGGUUCGCCUUGGCCUCCCACUGCUCCCUCCCCAGCCACUGCCAAUGUCCACUGGAGCACUCAUCACGGCUCAGGGAGUCUGCCUGGGUACGCGCCUUGCUCAGCUCAGCCAAGAAGAUGUCCUUCUGCACUCAGAGAGCAGCUCCCUCUCAGAAUCUGGGGCCAGCCAUGAUAACGAGGAGCCUCGUGGCUGCUUCUCUCUGUCUGAGCGCCCCUCACCACCAAAGGCUUGGGACCAGCUUCGGGCAGUGUCUGGGGGGAGUCCUGAGCGACGAGCCCCAUGGAAACCACCCCCAUCAGAUAUUUAUGGAGAUCUGAAGAGUCGUCGCAACUCUGUGGCCAGCCCCACCAGCCCCACACGCUCGCUGCCCAGGAGUGCCUCCAGUUUUGAGGGGCGAAGUGUGCCUGCCACCCCUGUCCUCACCCGGGGCACUGGCCCCCAGCUCUGCAAACCCGAAGGUCUCCAUUCUCGCCAGUGGUCAGGCAGUCAAGAUUCACAGAUGGGCUUUCCUCGGGCCGACCCUGCCUCAGAUCGCGCCACCGUCUUCGCAGCUCGCACCCGUCGCAGUAACAGCUCAGAGGCCUUGCUGGUGGACCGGGCAACAGCGGGGGGAGCUGGCUCUCCGCCUGCCCCUCUGGCUCCCCCUACUGCUGGCCCACCGGUCUGCAAGAGCAGUGAGGUGCUGUAUGAGCGCCCCCAACCAACCCCUGCCUUUUCUUCCCGCACAGCUGGCCCCCCAGACCCUCCCCGGGCUGCCAGGCCUAGCUCAGCUGCCCCUGCCUCCCGCGGGGUCCCCCGGCUCCCACCUGUAUGUGGGGACUUCCUUUUGGACUAUUCCUUGGACCGGGGCCUGCCCCGCGGUGGCAGCGGGGCAGGCUGGGGGGAGCUGCUAACUGCAGCCGAGGUCCCAGGACCCCUCUCCCGCCGAGACGGGCUCCUUGCCAUGCUCCCCGGCCCACCACCCAUGUAUGCACCUGACGGCAGCAGCCCCCUCCUCCGCAGCAAGGACCCCCACACCCGUGUCACCCGUACCAAGCCCUGUGGCCUGCCCUCAGAAGCUGCCGAGGGCCCAGAGGUGCAUCCAAACCCUCUGCUGUGGAUGCCCCCACCCACUCGGAUCCCCCCGGCUGGUGAGCGCAGCGGCCACAAGAACCUGGCCCUGGAGGGGCUGCGGGACUGGUACAUCCGGAACUCGGGACUGGCCGUGGGGCCUCAGCGCAGGCCUGUGCUUCCACACGUGGGCCUGCCACACCCACCUUUCCUCCAUGCCCGCUGCUAUGAGGUGGGCCAGGCACUGUAUGGGGCCCCCAGCCAGGCGCCCCUCCCCCACUCGAGGAGUUUCACGGCGCCCCCUGUCUCCGGCAGGUAUGGGGGUGCUUUUUAUUGAUGGGUAGGGGUUCCUUGAGGCAGAUGGCAAAGCUAUCUAGAUUAGGGAGUAGCUAGUCAUGGUGAUGACUGGGACCACAAGGAAACUAGCUGCAGUCUUGGUACAGAAGCACUGUACCAGGCAUGACCUGAAUUAGUCCUUGGGAUCCCAAUGGAGGGGGAUCUUGGGUACUGGUAGCAGUUCUUUCUUAAGCUAUAGAAGGAUUCUGAAUAUUUUAACCGGUGCAUGGUAAUGAGCCUUGCGGCCAGGGUGCUGGGAGGAAGGGACAUAGGUGCCCCUUGCUUUUUCUCUUCUUUACUCCAUGCCCCAUGCUUGAGAGCCUGAAGGUGCUAUGGUGUGCCGUGCCUACCUCCACCUCUUUAACGAGCCUCUUCCUUUCUCUUUCUGUGUCUUGUCUGUCUUUUCUACUCUCUUCUCCGUCUUCCUCACCUGUCCUCCGGAUUCCUGCUGUCCCUUCUAAAGAUACUACACGGACUUCCUGUACCCCUCGGAGCUGAGCGCUCGUUUAAGUGACCUGACGCUAGAGGGGGAGCAGUCUUCCAGUUCUGACCCCCAGACCCCAGGGACAUUGGUCUGACCCUCUCCUGAUAUGCCCCUUGUUGGCCUGGGCAAGACUACAGGCUGGGGAGCAUACAGCCAACCUCGCUGAGCCCUAGGAUGUGGUUGCUCUCAGUCCUGGGGAUCAUCCACCUGAUCUUCCAUGGCCCCUGGCUCCCCAUGGGACUAGGAAGGUGUCUGAUAAACCUGUUUCUCCCUUUACACUGUUCUGGGGACUGGAGGGGCCUCAGCUAGCUUCAAAGAGGGGAGAUGAUAUGGGGACUCUAAGCCCCUUUUUCCAUUUCUGUUUACAGUUGUGAUUUAGUAUUCACUGUCUUCACCCAACACUAGGCGUUUUAUAAAAAAGGGAAACUGUGAGUUUGUCAUGGUUGGGUUCACUUCUCUCCCCAUGCCCAGGCUUCCUUUUAGGAACCCCACCUUCAACAAAAGGGACCAUAUAGGGUCUCAGGGCCCUGUUUAGGGUAGCCAAGAGACUCUGGUGUGACUAGAACUCCCUGUUAUCCCCUACCAGGGCAGUUCUUGUGCAGGUGGGCUCUCUGCCCAUAUGUAGAAUGAUAGAAUCUGGAUGGGGAAUGUCUGAAGGAGCCCCUGUUCCUGUCUGUAGCCAUAGCUUCUGUGCUGAUCAUCUGCAAUCAGGAGACACCUCCCCCCCCCCCCCACACACAGGAGGUUGGCAGAAGGAUAGAGCCAUUGACUAUGUUGCAUCCUGGGAUGCUGUGGUGGUUUAACCUGGCAACUGGUAGAUGCCAAUAAAAUCCUCAGACGACAUGUGGCCAUGGGCCACAGGUCACACCACAUCUUCCUUGGCUUUCCUUCCAUUUACUACUUUUUAAACAAAUUCACAUAAGGUGUGUUUUCUAUGAUACCUGUCUAUGAGUUUCUGGAGCUGGGGUGGGGGGGGAUUUCCCCUACCCCCUUUACCUGAUGUUAACUUUUCUUUUUGUACCAAUGGAUCUGGGCCCAAGAUACUACCCACACUGGAAGGGGAUUUCUAUAAUAAAUGUGUAAACUGAA